Opisthocomus hoazin is the source of this 1843-nucleotide messenger RNA. The record is from RefSeq and is a predicted model, not a curated record. Lineage: Eukaryota; Metazoa; Chordata; Aves; Opisthocomiformes; Opisthocomidae.
AUGGUGACCAACAUUGAUGGGGGAUACCUUAUAAAAAACGUGGUAGAAGUGAACAAGUUCGGGGAAGGACGACCAGUUCAGAGUAAAAAGGCAUGGCAUACAAUUAAAACCAUGGUUAACUUACCAGUUAUCAGCCCCUUCAAGAAACGCUACUCAUGGGUGCAGUUGGCUGGGCAUACAGGGAGUUUCAAGGCAGCUGAUAGUGGGAAGAUUCUCAAACGCUUCUCAGAGAAUGAAAAGGAGUGUUUCGAGCGCUUGAUGAAAGACCCGCUGCGCUCCUGUGUCCCUUGCUUCCAUGGCGUGGUGGAGAGAGAUGGUGAGAGCUACAUUCAGCUGGAUGACUUGCUUACUGAUUUUGAAGGGCCGUGUGUGAUGGACUGCAAGAUGGGGAUCAGGACGUACCUGGAGGAAGAGUUGACUAAGGCCCGUGAGAAACCAAAGCUGCGUAAGGACAUGUACAAGAAAAUGAUUGAAGUGGAUCCUCUUGCUCCCACAGCUGAAGAGAAUGCGCAGCAUGCUGUCACCAAACCCCGAUACAUGCAGUGGAGGGAAACCAUCAGCUCUAGUGCAAACCUGGGCUUCAGGAUUGAAGGGAUUAAGAAGGCGGAUGGAUCGUGUAACACAAACUUCAAAACUACGAAGACACAGGAGCAAGUUCUACAGGUUUUUGUGGAAUUCAUUGAGGGCAACACAACUAUUCUGAAAAAAUACCUCAGGCGUCUGCAGGAAAUUCACAUCAUUCUUGAAUCCUCAGACUUCUUCAAGCGACAUGAGGUCGUUGGCAGUUCACUACUUUUUGUACAUGAUGGCAGUGGGAACGCCAAUGUGUGGCUGAUUGAUUUUGGAAAGACCACCCUUCUUCCUGAUGGGCAGACACUGGAUCACAGGAUCCCCUGGCAAGAAGGCAACAGGGAGGAUGGGUACUUGCUGGGAUUGGACAAUUUGAUUGGCAUCUUGGAAAGCAUCACUGAAAGAUGAGUUGAGAAUGGCACAAAACUUGCAGGGCUGCUCUGUAACUUUCUGGUCAACUGGGAUCACUCAGAAGGAAACUCCAAAAUCCUGAGGUCAUCAGUGCAGAGGGAGCUGCAUCCAGAACCCAGCAGUUAGUGACCAAAAUGACUUUGCAUUGGCCCUCUAUGAAUCUAACUAACUCCAGAUUGGUCUGUGUUGCGCCAGCCUGACUUCAGACUGGUCCUCAGAGAGUGAAGAUCUCCAUACUCAGGAAUCACACCAGCAUGAGUCAAGAGGUCUGUAUGGUAAACCAGAAUGAUUCUGAUUUCUGGCCAACAGGUGCGACUCCAGAUAACCUCUUGGUGAACCAGAGCAAGUGCUUGGAGAUUCAGGGUAGGAAUAACAAUUUUUCAGGGAACUGCAUAGGUGUGAAACCAGCAAGAGUGGUUUUUUUCCCCUGUGUACACUAUAGGCUGGACCAGCAACUUCUGCUGCAUUGUGUUAUGAUGUGCGCAAGGUGGAAAUGGGUGAUAAUCACACGAAACCUGGAGCAAACGGAGACAGCAGUUUGUGUGGCUGGAUGUGGUAACAGCUGUUGACCGUUCCUCCUCUUCCCUACCCAAGCCCCGAUUCACUUCUACCCAAGAACAGCCUUUGCUUUCUAUUUAGCCUCUCAGGAGAAUACGAAUACUCUAGGGAGAGAAUAGCAGCCUAUUGUCUCCAAAAACAUUUGACUUUCAGACUGGGUGGGCUGUUGGAAAAGUGCCUAGCUUGGCAAGUUUGGCCUUGUGCAGCUGAACUGCAGUUCCGAAAAUCAGGAAUAACUCCUUCGCACACAGACCAGGGAACUAAGUGUUUUUUCAAGGCUUGUUUAUUUUUAAAGAUAAAACCC